CGGACCAGACCGGCGUAGCGUGCCUUCAUGGCCAACUUAUGCAAAAAGAUGCGGCGACGAUCCAGAAUGAAGGUUCUAAAGAUACUGCAGUCCUUUUCGCAAGGGACGUUCAUUGCGUUUUUGCUGCUAUUCUUCGGCGUGGAUUGUAUGGGUGAACCCGGGUACCUUGACUUUGAUAAUCUUCCGGAGACGAAUUUCACUUGCGCCGGCAAAGUGAUCGGUGGCUACUAUGCGGAUCUCGAGGCAUCCUGCCAGAUGUUCCACGUGUGCACGAUCGGACAAGGUGACGAACCAAUGGACAUCAAGUUCCUCUGUCUAAACGGGACCGUAUUUGAUCAGGAAACGCGCGUAUGCGAGCGUGUCGACGAGGUCGACUGUUCCAAGUCGGAAAAGUUCUACUACCUAAACUUGGAGCUUUAUGGCAACACGAUCAUUCCUUCACCAGAUGAUGGUAGCUCCGAAGAGGAAGGUAGCGAAGGAGGUUCAUCAACUACCAGUACGACGACUACCACUACUACCACUACCACCACGACAACUCCGAAACCUCCCGCAACUACGACCCCCUCGAGACGGUUCGUAUUUAACAAUGGUAACAAGGGCUUCACACAGCCCAUCUCAUCCUCAACGAUCGCAACACCAAUGCACGCGUUCUCGAGCACUUCUCGCAAGCCACCAUCCGAGGAGGAAGACUACGAGUACGAGGAUGAGGAGUACACGGACGAGAAGACGGGCGACCAGGAUUCGGUCGUCGUCCCGGCGCUGGAAGAGGGUGGCAGCUUUUCGCCGCAACAGUUUACACUCCAACAGCAGCAGCAGGGCAAUCAACCAAAAACGGAACCGCCGACGAAAGCCGGUGGCGGCGUCAAGCCAGCCGUAUCCUUCCAGCAGCAACAUUUCCAGAAUGGUGGUACGCUAGCUGUAACGAACUCGCACGUUACUGUGACCACCCAUACUACGGGCAAUGCGAGUGGUGGACCAACUGGAGGUGGUGCGACACCACCCGCCGGUGGCACUAAACCUAAGUCUCAACCAUCACAACCACCGUUGACGCACAAACAGAAGCAACAGCUAGAGCACCAGCGUCGUCAGCAGCAGGAACAACUGCUUCAACAGCAAGCCAUCACCAAGCAGCACGAGGAGCUACAAAAACGCCAACAGGAAGCGGCCGUCAAGCAACAACAAAAGGCGCUCCAGCAGCAGCAGAAACAGGUCCAGCAACAUGAAGCCGAAAUCAAAAACCAUCAAGCACUGCUACUACUCCACACGCAGAAGAUCAAUCGUCAGCAGCAGAAGCAACAGAAUGGACCUCAAUCAGUGGCCCCGCCGCCUACCCAGCGCUCGCCGUUCACAACCGGAACAGGAGCGAGCGGAUUCGGUUCCAGUCAGCAGCAGCAGCAACAACAGCAAACACAAGCACCAAAGAGAAUACCGCUGCUUGCCUCCUCGUCGCCCCUAGCAUUGCCUUCGCCUGCCUCUCCACUGACACCGUUCCGCUUGAGGGCUCAGGGUUUCAAGCUACCGCAAUCGGUCGCUCCUCAAAUGUCACCCCAACAGCGGCAGGAUAUAUUGCGCCAACAGCAGCAGCAGCAACAGCAACAACAGCAUCACCAUCAUCAUCACCAACAGGAGGAACGCUUCGAAGGCUACCGAAGACAACCACCGCCUCAGUAUCCGGUUCGUUUUCAGGUACCGUUGCAUCUUCCCUUCGAGCAGCAGCUUCGCAACCAGAAGGACAUUUCGCUCCAGUUCGAUCCAGACGUAGAGGACUUGACACAGAUUCCACAGCACAAGGAGUUGAAGCGAUCUGAUCCUCCGUUUCACCAUCAGGGUAAGACAGGACAGGCCAGUUCCAAGGAACAAGUAGUGGUCGGCGAUCGUAAGGUAAACAAUGGACAGCAGACACACACCGACGGUGGUGGUGUGGUUGGUGAUCAGGACCAGCAGCAGGACCCGGUGGUGGAGUACGAGUACGAUGAGGAUUACAGUUCCGAGGCGGACGAUUCGGAUCCGGGAAAUUCUAGCCUAGAUAGCGUUAAGUCUAACACCAAUAGUGAAUUUGUUAUCGCCAAGAAUGCAUCACCCGGCAAGACUGGUGAAGAUCGCUUCGCGAAAGAGCCCACCAGAAGCAGCGGGACGAGAAGCGAUGGCGAUAGAACUAAUACUAAUCCUAGCGCAAAUAGUUCUAGCAAUAAUAGAAUUAGUAGUAAUAAUGGUAGCAACAGCAGCAGUAAUAGUGGUAGUGUUAGCAGUAGUAACGAUCGUAGCUCUAAGAAACUCCCCAAUGGAGGAGGUGGCUCCGCCAUCACCACCACCACCAGCAACACUAGUAGGUUUAUCAUUAACAACGAGCAUCACAAGAGCCACAGCAGUAGUUCGCCACCGCGCGUCCAACCCUCCGCUCGUGUCGGUGUUUCGCCGGCACCGCUCGGCCAUCCGAAAGUGAUCGUCACCACCAGUACCUCCAUCCGAGAUAAUCAUGGUCGUACGAUCAACUACUCCAUCACGAGCAAUGGCGGUGGAUCCUACUCGAGUACUGCCACACCGCAGCCAGCGGUCAUCAGCACGACGGCACGUCCCAAAGCGACUACCGCCACAGUCAGAGGGUACGACGAGUACAAAGAGAGUGACGUACUGAGCGAUCCGUUUUAUCUGGACGUACCGCGUCAACGUGCCAGAACCAGACGAUCAUUGGGCGGCGGUGUACGAUUGCGUCGAAGAAAACGCUACAUACUGCUCGUUCCUCGAUUCAUGUAG
Anopheles maculipalpis is the source of this 2754-nucleotide messenger RNA. Its product is annotated as putative mediator of RNA polymerase II transcription subunit 26. Gene Ontology annotation, molecular function: chitin binding. The record is from RefSeq and is a predicted model, not a curated record. Bases 28 to 2754 code for a protein of 908 amino acids. Lineage: Eukaryota; Metazoa; Arthropoda; Insecta; Diptera; Culicidae. The transcript is spliced from 6 exons. Gene Ontology annotation, cellular component: extracellular region.